AUGCUUACCACCGGCGGGGGGGUGCAAGUGCGAAGGAUUGCCUUUGUCCCCGCCGUGCGCAAGGAUGCGCACACCAUCAGUGCUGCAGAUGUUCCCAAUUUGAUACAUCUGAACCCCGGCACAGAGUUUCACCUCAACGGCUACGCCGACUCCUCCAUGCGACCUUUCAAGGGACUGGAGGCCAGGAAGCCGGCCGCUGGCCCUGCGGAGCUGGCGACGAGGUGGACCACCGUGCUCAAAGCGGGGGCGGGCCUGCAGAACCUGGGCAACACCUGCUUCAUGAACAGCGUGCUGCAGUGCCUGAUCCACACCCCCCCCCUGGCGGAGCUGCUCCUCUCGCCGGCCUGCCCCCGCCCGCUGCCGGGCCGGGCCGGGCCGGACCUGCUGGCCGCCACGCGCGAGCUGAUGCAGAGGUCGCUGCAGCACCGCAGCGGCGUGCUGGCCCCGGCCGCGCACGCCAAGUCGCUGCGGCGGGUGAACGGCAGGUCGGUGGGGCAUGAUCCUGACGGGCAUGGGUGCCCAGGGGCGUGGGUCCGGGAGCAUGCGCCACCCGGGGCCUCACUGGCACAAACGAGUGGCGGCAACGCGGGCGCGCGUGGUGGGUGA
Molecule: messenger RNA, 606 nt
Organism: Auxenochlorella protothecoides
Lineage: Eukaryota; Viridiplantae; Chlorophyta; Trebouxiophyceae; Chlorellales; Chlorellaceae
Product: Ubiquitin carboxyl-terminal hydrolase 36
Exons: 3
Coding region: 1-606 (201 amino acids)
Biological process (GO): protein deubiquitination
Molecular function (GO): cysteine-type deubiquitinase activity
Source: RefSeq, a predicted model, not a curated record